AAGAAACGGUGCCGUUUGACAGUAACCAGAACGACGCCGUUUGUGUCUCCCUUAAUAAUCUCUGGCUUCGCUCGCGUGACGAGAACUGCCAUGGAGGACACGGACGACACAACCGCGCCGUCGUUGCGGCAAUAUAAUCGCCGACAGAUCUGCGGUGGCUGCGACCGUCCGAUGCCGGUAUGUCUCUGCCAUGUCAUCCCGGAGGAUCCGAUCCAGACGAGGACGAAGAUCGUCAUCCUCCAUCACCCUCACGAGUCCAAGCACAAGCUCAACACCGUCCCUCUCCUCACCAAAUCCCUCCGCCAUGUCACCACAAUCUCCGGGCGCCGUCUUCUCCGCCAUCACAUAUCCGGAAACGGAGAAAACAAUCCCAACUCCUCCGCCGCGAUCUAUCUCUUUCCGCCAUCUCCGUCCUCUCCCGCCGUCACCCUCUCCGAAAUCAAAUCCCGCAUCCUCCUGACCAAUCAGACCUCUCCGGUGACGCUGAUAGUGUUCGACGGGACGUGGAAGCACGCGAAGGAGAUGGUGAAGGCGAGCGCGGAAGUCCUGAGAGAAGCUGGAGCGGUGAGGGUGUGUUUGGACGCAGGGUUUGACGAAUCCGUGAGCGGGGGAAGCAUCUACGACUCGGAGCUUCUGCCGAGGAAGGAGCCGUUCGGCGGCGGCGUGAGCACGGCGGAGGCGGUGGCGCGGUGGUUGGGCACGGUGGAACCCGAAGGCGAGGAGAUAGAGAGGAAGGUAAUUAGGGUUCUAAGAGAGAUGGUGAGGCUUCAAUCUGGGUUCUUGAAGCCCAUGAAACCCAGGCCUAAGCUAAUGAAGAAGAACAAACAGAUGAAUGAAGAAGAAGAAGAAGAAGAAGAAGAAUGAGAUUUGUGGUCGGUCGUCGUCUUCGAAUUCUGUAGGUGUUGUCUUCUAUUUCUCGGAUUCAGUGGGAGAUUUCAGUUUUGUGGUUUGCAUUUGGGUUCCUGUACAUUUGCCCAGGAUUUUGAGUUAAUUCUUUGACAAAAACUAUGACGUGCUUUAUGUAAUCCCCCCGGUUCCAAAUUUCGACAACGUACGGAAUCCGCUGUACCACGUUAUCUAAAGUUUUUACACCGUUAG
This is a messenger RNA of Tarenaya hassleriana, 1098 nucleotides long. RefSeq names its product DTW domain-containing protein 2. NCBI's taxonomy places the organism in Eukaryota, Viridiplantae, Streptophyta, Magnoliopsida, Brassicales, Cleomaceae. The record is from RefSeq and is a predicted model, not a curated record. Bases 91 to 864 code for a protein of 257 amino acids. The transcript has a single exon.